Molecule: messenger RNA, 840 nt
Organism: Synchytrium microbalum
Lineage: Eukaryota; Fungi; Chytridiomycota; Chytridiomycetes; Synchytriales; Synchytriaceae
Exons: 2
Coding region: 1-840 (279 amino acids)
Source: RefSeq, a predicted model, not a curated record
AUGGAGUAUUCUGCCACAGCUGCUCAACUCGGUGACUUACUACAUGCUUUCGACUAUUUGGAGAUGCUAGAAGAAACCCAACGUGCUCAUCGGAGGAGACUACAUGCCUUGGAGAAUGCUCUGCAAGCUAUCGAAACAAUAAAUUCUAGUUUGGGCCAUGGCCAUGAACAUAACCAAGAUAUGAUUCUACCAGACCUCGAAACUUUUGAUGAACGUCUUCAAGAAGAAGAAGAAGAAGAGGACAAUGACCAGUUUGAGAUAGUAGGCUCUUCCUUGAUGCCAGAGUCAGCUAGGCCAGCCCUUCCUCCACGAGGUAUCUCUCUUGUUGUCGACGAGAUUGACGAGAUAGACGAACCAAUCCUGGAACGCUUGAGCCCUUCACGUUCAUAUCGCCCGGACUUUGAACUAUUGGAGUCUGUUUCUUCAUACCAUCACAACAACCCAUACCAUCACCACGACCAAAACGAUCACGACCCAACAGACCCAACCGAUAUCAUGCUAAGCAACGAAGAUCGCAUUAUGAUUGACUGGUACGAACAGCAUAUGAGAAACAUGCAGGAAACAUCCUCUAUACCAUCUCCACGUAAUAGACGAACUCGACAAAACAACAUUUAUAGAGGUCUAGAUUUGAAUGGCAAUUUUAGUGACGAUCAAGGAGAGAUUGAUUGCCAGCAUGACGACGUGUCUAAUUUAGAUGAGAAUGGGAAUCUACGAGCUGAUGUGGAUGACAUGUACCGGCCCUUUUCUAUCGAGACCAAGAGCAAGCUCACAAGUCGUUUCACACGUUUGGAAAAACGUCCACCUUGGCAAGCACGUGAUGGACAAUGCGUUGGUAGAUAG